Molecule: messenger RNA, 3921 nt
Organism: Aspergillus tanneri
Lineage: Eukaryota; Fungi; Ascomycota; Eurotiomycetes; Eurotiales; Aspergillaceae
Product: EF hand domain protein
Exons: 5
Coding region: 1-3921 (1306 amino acids)
Biological process (GO): endosomal transport; endocytosis
Cellular component (GO): cytoplasm; plasma membrane
Molecular function (GO): protein binding; calcium ion binding
Source: RefSeq, a predicted model, not a curated record
AUGCUGGGAACCGGAUGGGUUAGCUCAGGGGAGACGAACUACCUACUCGGUCGGGGAAGGAUGAUGGAAGAUGCCGAUUAUAAUGCCAACGGGACUGACGGAUGCGCCCUUACAGCACGACAACCGAAUCUCAAUCUGACUCCGGAGGAAAAGCGAGUUUUUUACCAGCUCUUCCAGGCUGCCGAUACGACCAACCUGGGUGUCAUCACCGGCGAGGUUGCCGUCCCUUUCUUCGAGAAGACCCAGCUGGCUCCGGAAACUCUCGGUUUGAUAUGGCAAAUUGCGGACAAGGAGAACAGGGGUCUCCUAACGCCUUCGGGGUUUGGUAUUGUGUUGCGAUUAAUUGGACAUGCCCAAGCUGGCCGCGCACCGACUGAUGAACUGGCACUACAACCCGGCCCCCUACCUAAAUUCGACGGCAUCGUAAUCGAUCAUUCCCCCACCCCUACGCGCGAUGCCGGUACCACUAGCCCUCCCCCGGCUGCUGGGGCACCAAUUCGAGUCCCACCGUUGAACCCAGAUGACGUUAACAAGUUUGUGUCGCUGUUCGAGAAAUCGGACGUUUCCCGGAGUGGAGUUAUCGCUGGCACGUGCAGCGACAUUGCAAAGCAGAUCUUCGAACGCGCAAGGCUUCCGAAUGAAAUACUGGGUAGGAUAUGGAACCUGGCGGAUGUCAACCAACGGGGAGCACUCGAUGCAACGGAGUUCAUUAUCGCGAUGCAUCUCCUGACCUCUUACAAGGCGGGCUCGAUGAGGAGCAUCCCUCAGACCGUCCCGCCUGGCCUAUACGAAGCUGCUGCACGACGGGGUUCUACACGGUCAUCGAUCGGCACACGCCCUGGACUAGACGUACCCCCCGUGCCGGCGAUUCCUAAACAAUUCACAGGCCCACAACGGACCCAGAGUCCCAUUAACAGGCAACAAUUCAGCUCACCUCUUUCGGCCCAGUCGACCGGUGGGGACUGGCUGAUCACACCCCAGGAGAAAAUUCAUUUUGACAGCGUCUUUGCGACCAUCGACUCGUCAAAGAAUGGUAUGAUAAGUGGUGAUCAGGCGGUUGCAUUCUUCAUGAAGGCCCAGCUCCCCGAGGAGACACUUGCCCAGAUAUGGGACCUCGCGGAUAUUGAUGCCGAUGGCCAAUUGACCAAAGAUGAGUUUGCGGUGGCCAUGUACCUGGUCCGACAGCAGCGCAGUGGAAAGGAGUCUCUUCCACAAGCCCUACCUCCUGCGCUGAUCCCACCUAGUAUGCGUCGCCCCAGUUCUGGAUACGUUGCGCCGGCGCCUGCUCCCGCACAAGCUCCAGCGCCCACUCCUCGUUCUGCCGCAGAUGAUCUUUUUGGCCUCGAUUCGAUGUCGGCUCCCGCCGCACCUGCAGCUCCUUCCCAAGUACCCCAGUCUACAGGAGGAUCGAACAUGCCAUUCCAAGCUCCGGCAUCACCGACGUCCAGGGCGUCUCCGCCAAGCGCUUCGACCACUUUCAAGCCUUUUAUUCCCACAUCCUCGUUCGGCCAAAGCAUUCAACCCCAAGUGACAGGGGCUUCGGCUGUUGCUCCCCCUACGGUCCGAUCGCCUCCACCACCGUCUGAUGACCUUCUUGGAGAUAACGACCCAGAGGAAUCGGGCAAAUUGACGCAGGAAACAACAGAACUGGCCAACUUGUCCAAUCAAAUUGGCUCAUUAGCAAACGAGAUGCAAAAUGUCCAGACCAAACGCACGUCUGCUGAACAAGAACUCUCGCAAUCGUCGCAGCAGAAACGCGAUUUUGAAUCGCGGCUUGCACAGGCUCGGACGAUGUAUGAGCAGGAGGUGAAGAACUUCAAGGCCCUCGAAGAACGUCUGAAUGCAUCCCGGGCGGAGACCAGCAAACUCCAGCAGGAAUAUGCAUUGAUCGAUGGAAGCAGACAAGAUUUGCAGAAUCAGCAUGAUCAAGUGUCGGCUGCGCUGACCGCCGAUCAGCAGGAAAAUGCCAGCCUUAAAGAGAAGAUUCGCCAAGCCAAUGCUGCGGUUGCCCAGCUGAAGCCCGCACUGGAAAAGGCCCGCUCCGAGGCGCGACAGCAGAAAGGGUUAGUAGCAAUCAACAAGAAACAACUCGCUACGGUGGAGGGCGAAAAGAGUAAGAUCCAGGAAGAGAUGGAUAAACUCUCCAAAGACCAACCCAGAGAACUGGAGAACUAUGAGACUCCUCCAGCGAGCAUGGCAGCCAGUGUUAGCAGCCCAGCUGCUUCAACAGCGAGCCAGAACACCAAUCCAUUUUUCAAACGCACGGCAACGGGCUCCAGUGACGGCCAUGGACUGUCGCCUCAAAUCUCAAAUGAUCAGCAGCGUGCAUUCGAUAGUUUGUUUGGGCCUUCGUUUGCGGCUCAGUCUCCGUCAAAUGCUCCUACUCCGCCUCCGCCAACCUCGUUCCGCGCUGAUUCCCUGCCUGCUUCGGUCAAGUCUACAUCUGGCGCCCCAACGCCCUCGGUAUCUCCCCCACCAUCUACCGCGGGAGUAUUGGAGCCACCGCCUCCUUCUCAGUCAAGGCAACUCACUCCUAGCGGUUUUCCGUUUGGCGACGCACACUCUGCGACGUCUUCCACCAAAGUUUCCCCUCCUGCCAGCAGGGUUGGUACCCAGGACAGUUUUAGCAUAGGAGCUGGUUCACAGGCUGGAAUGAGUGAUUACGGGACUCCGUCUGGCGAAGCCGCCCCGAUCUCAGCCUCAACAUCCGAUGAAACGGAAGAACUGAAGUCCAAACUUUCUGAAAUUCCUGGAGCCAGUGAGACAACAGCGGAAGGCGCAGCAUCCUCAGCUGGGGAACCUAAACAGCAAGAGACCAAAGAUCCAAGUUUCGAUGAGCUAUUUGGAGGACCAGCGCAUAAGCGAUCCAAAUCUCAAAAAGAAAAUGACUUCGAGGAAGCCUUUGCUUCCUUGAAACAAGGUGGCGAAGCGAAAAAGACCAAUGGAGCUGCCAGCUCGGAAUUCCCCCCGAUUCAUGAGCUCGAAGACGACGACGACGACGAUAGCACGGACAGCGAGGCACGGAUGGGAUUCGACGACAACUUCACGACUGUCUUCCCACCACAAAGUAAUGCGGCACCCAAGCCUGAGUCAAUUGAGCCAUCACAGCUUGCAGCGUUCCCAGCCCCCGGUACAGGUGCCAGCUCCGCCCAGCCUCCUGCGGCGGACUCGUAUAAGAGUUCGCCGGGUUAUGAGCAAAGCACGAAUAAGCAGCUGGAUACCGUGGUGCAUGAGGUUGACGGCCUCCUGCCGCACCAUGCGGAUCCCACCGCAGUGUCGGACGCCUCCCGUUCCGUAGAAUCGGGCACGAGGGCACCGAUCAUAGGGGGGGAGUCACAGCGGGACACUUCCAAGGAUGCACCCACAGUGGGUGACAAGAAGUCCAAUGCGCCGGACUUCGAGGCGGCCUUUGCGGGCCUUAAUCUCGCACCGGCGAAGGAGAGUGAGGACGACGAGGACGAGGACGAGACGCCUAGCCAGAAGAACCACGCCGAUUUCGACUUUUCCUUCGAUACUCCAUCCCACCAGCAGCCCACUUCUCCCGGUGUUGGCACCAGCACCGGGAAUCCCGCUUCUUCUGAUUUCUUCAAUUUCGACCCUCAUGCUACCUCAUCCCCAGGUGGCGCUUUAUCGUCAACCAAUGCCAAUACGAAUACGACAGCGCAGUCUCAUGACUGGGAGGCGCUCUUUGCACCGCUAGACAAUGUCAGCUCCCCCGGAACUGGUACCAAUGGUGCUAAACCCGGCUCAAACGAGCACCACAAGGAACCCGGAUGGGCUCUCCAGACCAGCACUGAGGAUGACCAGUUUCUCCAACGAUUGACGGGCAUGGGGUUCCCUCGCGAGGAGUCGUUGGCUGCAUUAGAGAAAUUUGAUUACAAUCUUGAUAAGGCAGUGGACCAUCUGACGUCCAAGUCAUAA